This is a messenger RNA of Oncorhynchus nerka (sockeye salmon), 4012 nucleotides long. Its product is annotated as fasciculation and elongation protein zeta-2-like. Gene Ontology annotation, cellular component: axon; cytoplasm. Bases 143 to 1327 code for a protein of 394 amino acids. The record is from RefSeq and is a predicted model, not a curated record. NCBI's taxonomy places the organism in Eukaryota, Metazoa, Chordata, Actinopteri, Salmoniformes, Salmonidae. The transcript has 9 exons.
CACGCGUGACGUCAGCAGAGACCACUAGUUUCUUCUUAACCAGUCUUCUCCAUGUUCAUCAUAAUCAGUGGCACAUUCGUUAUAGCCGAGGAUAGAGCACCAUCCAGGGGUAGGGCAGCCGAACCGAGUCCCUGCGGUAGUCAUGGCGGCGCCGUUAGCCCACUUCGAUGAAGACUGGCAGGAUUUCAACGAAUUCAAGGCGGCCUCAGGGUCGCCCAACCGACUGGACCAGCUGAACUCCUCGAACGUGGCUGACACGGGCCUGGUGGAGGAUUUCUCGGACAUCGACAACAGCUUCUCGGGGGAGAUAUGUAGCUUCAAAUCAAUGGAGGACCUUGUCCACGACUUCGAUGAGAAGCUGACAGUUUGCUUCCAGAAUUACAACACUGAAACUGAAAACAUAGCCCCCAUUAAACCUAUCACAGAAGAUAAUUUCCUCAAGGACGACGACGUGUGGAAUGCUCUGACCGAUAACUACGGCAAUGUGAUGCCAGUGGACUGGAAGACCUCUCACAUUCGCUCCCUGCAUCUCCCCACUCUCAAUCUCUGUGAGCAGGGGAAGCUGGACAACAUGCCUCUUGACCUGUCUGAUGAUGAUGAGGAGCUGAGGGAACAGAUGGACAUGCACUCCAUCAUCGUGUCCUGCGUCAACGACGAGCCACUCUUCACCGUCGAGCAGGUGAUCGAGGAGAUUGAGGAGCUGAUGGAGGAGUCUCCAGACCCAGAGGAUGAUGAGAGCCCGUCCCAGUCAGACCUGUCCAUGCUCUCCCAAGACCUCAGCAACCUCAAACGCUCCAGCUCCAACACCAGCUAUGAGGACCGCCUGCAUCGUCUGUCAGUCUCAGAGCUGAGCGAGGCCUUGGAGGAGGUGGAGACUGCCAUCAGGCGCUACAGUGAGGAGCUGAUCCAGGUCCUGGCUCUGAGGGACGAGCUGGACUUUGAGAAGGAGGUGAAGAACAGCUUCAUCUCGCUGCUCAUCGAAGUGCAGAACCGGCAGAAGGAGCACCGCGAGCUGCUCCGCCAGAAGAAGAAGACCAGGCCCACAGGCAGUGCCCUGAGGGCAGACAGGACACACGUUCCUGGGACGCUCUUCACUAUGGAGGGACUCUCCACUGUCAUUCAGAACGGCCUCCGUCAAACUUUCGGCAGCACAGGAGGGGACAAACAGUAUCUGACCACAGUUAUCCCCUAUGAGAAGAAGGCUGGCUCCCCCUCUGUGGAAGACCUCCAGAUCCUCACCAAGAUUUUGCAUGCCAUGAGGGAGGACAGUGAGAAGGUACCCAGCCUCCUAACAGACUACAUCCUCAAAGUACUGUGUCCCACAUAGACCUAGUGGAGGAGCCCCCUGUUCUAGAACAUUCGGACGGAACACUCAGGAGCUGCAGAUUUCUGGAACAUACCAAUGGAAGGAGAGCCCCCCCACCCCUCUAAGGUGGACUCUUCCUGUUGGAGUCGUCGUCCCCCCCCCGCCACAUCUUUUCCCUCGACUUAUAAGAGUCACAUUUUAAUACCUGAUGCUUUACCUUACCUUUUUACAUGUAAUUUUUAAGUGUGUUUUAAUGUUCUAAUGCUAUAAUCUCACCUUCGUUUUGUCUUCUCUGCAUGUUAGUGUCUCUGUUAGCCUGUUGGCAGUAUUACUCUCCAUUGUCUAAAGUGUCUUUCUGUACUUGUUUUCUAUCCUCUGUUUGCACUAAUGUAAAAGAACUUGAGAGGGGAAACUAAUUCAUGUCUCUACAUUCACCAGUCUGUCUUUUCACAUCAGUAAGAAAUAGGGUGAGGAGACAAGGAGAAGUCACUUGGACCACUGGAAUGCGUCAUUCCUCUGUUAGACUGGCCAAUGCCCUCUGACUGGGGUGUAUAUAUAGGAGGGAUGGGGAAAUAAGGCUUCUUGAACCUCUAUGGGUGGGAUCAGUCAUGGAGUCCAAUGGGAGCGCUCCACUUUAACAGAGAUCCUAUGGAUCAGAGUAAUUAAUGAUUGACAGACUAUGGUAUUAGUGGGAUUCAGAAGCCUUGUUCCCCCCUUGUACAUUUCACAAACCCUGUCAGUUUGUCUUUGCAUGCUGGUACAUAGGAUUAGGGAGCUACACUAGUGACAUGUUAUAAAUCAUUAUUUUCUAUACUACAAUGGGGAAAUUGCACAAAUAGAACAUGUAUUUUUAAUUGAUAACUUCUCAAAAAAUGGAAAAAAAUAUGACAGAAGUUAGUUAGAAGGUAACCUGAAAGAACAAGCUUGUACAGCUUUUUGUUUUUCUGUAGUUUUAGAGAAAUUAGGGACUUUUUGCUGCCAGUAGUGUGGCCACUUAUGACAUCACCAUUCUUAUGUAAACAAUAGCUGUCAACCUCUGACCCCUCCUAGUGACAUUUACAUUAUGACCCUGUGAACUUGCCUGCCUCAUACCUCACCUCUUAGUAUGUACUGAAAGUUCAGGGUUAUUUGAGUAUUUCAGUGGAUAUAACACUAUUAUUAGGAUGUUGAAAUAAUGGUGUAAUUGCUGUGAGUUGAUCCUACCAUGUUGUUUUUAAAACCAAUAACUCUUUGAUGUUGUGUUGAGGAUCAAGUGAUGGUGUAAUCAGUCGGUGAUCUGUUCUUGUCCAACAGUAGUAGAACACUAAAUCGUUGUAUGUACUUAUGGAGACAAUGUAACGGAGGUAGGGAGGUUUCUGUUCAAAGACAGGAGAGAUCCUUCGAACACCAACAUUUCUAUAACCUCUUGUCUACAUCCACAACCGCCAACCUUCACCAGCACUAUCUGUCAUGGCAACGCUAUGCUUGGUACCCCACAAACCUGUCAAAUCGUCAGCAGGUAACUAAGCUCAGUGCACAAUAAUUGUAGUCGCACACAAACCGAUCGCGUCCAGUCUAUCACUACUCUACACCAAGAGCAGUGGUGGCGAUGUUGUUACUCUUUGUUGGGGGGGGGGAAUGUUUUAACAUUAGCAAGCCCAGCGUCCUGCAGCUUGAGUAGCCAUGUAGUAGGUUUUGUCAGACCUAGGCCUGAGUAGUAGUAUAAUGACAUCAGUGAUUGAUAAGGCUACAGAUAAGUAUAGGCUAGAACCUGAAGACCUAGCCAAGUGGUUGUUGUAGCAUCAGCUUGUAGCUCUAUAGUAAAACUACUGUUGUAGUAACUGCUGGACAAAGUAUUGAGAAGCCGCCUGACACCUAUAGACAGCAACUAGACAUCCCAGGUAAGAAGUCCACGGUAGUGCCAAUUCUGUCCUCGCUAUUAGAAGUCGAAUCAUGGUGUCUAAUGGAAGCUUUUCCCUGGAUUAAAGUGUGACGAGGUAAUGGGUUUCAGUUGAAUGUCUCCGAAGGUAGAUUUGUUUAGUAAGGGAAGCCAGCAGACCUCUAGGUACUGUACAGAAUCAAAUGCAACUAUCUUUCAAUUGUAGCUAGCUUCAAAAGCAUUCACAAGCCCUAGCAUGUGCUGCAUGCACUUUUACUUCAGAUAAAUCAAACGAAUGGUAAGCAAUAAUGUCACACUAAAGGAAUCCUUAGCAUUGAACCACGUUGCAAUGAGAAAGUUAAGCCGAACUGAAAUGUAUACUCGCUUGGGUGGGGUUUGGACUCCUUGAAACUGGAGUCAAAUUGAGUAGUAUAAUUUGGGUGGUCCUGAAGCGGCACAGCGUCGUCACGGAGAUCAGAGAAGGUUAUUGACUCAGAUGAAGCUCUGCCCCUCGUCGCCUGGUCCCUCUAUUUGAGCAAAAAUAUCAGCGUAUAUCCACACUUUAUCUAGAGAAUUAUAUUUAUAUAAACACAAGCAACAAAAAAGGCUGCCUUUGUAAAUGCCUGAAAUUUUGUAUAUAUCUACUCGUUUAUUUUUAAUGCACUAUACUUCGUCCCCCAUUUGGGGUUUUUAUGUUUACAUGUCUUGUCAUGUGGUACUACAGUACAUUAAUUUAUUCGGUAAGUGUUUUUGUUUUGUAACCAUAUUAUUGACUAGUGGUACAAACUUUUUGGGCCAGAAUUGCAUCUGGAGCUCAUUUCAAAUAAAAUUAUGAUAUGUUGACUUGG